Spodoptera littoralis (African cotton leafworm) is the source of this 867-nucleotide messenger RNA. NCBI's taxonomy places the organism in Eukaryota, Metazoa, Arthropoda, Insecta, Lepidoptera, Noctuidae. The record is from the annotation of a GenBank genome assembly.
AUGUCUCGAGGAAUCAAAUAUCAGCGGCUGGAUGACCUGGAGAUUGGAGAGUCGAGCGCGGAGCUGGUGGCGGUCCGGGUGCCUAUAAAUGGCAUGACCUGCAUGUCCUGCGUCCGCAGCAUCGAGGGAUCUUUCAGAGAGCUUCCUGGCAUCGCUUAUGUUAAGGUGGAACUGUCAGAAAACGCAGGCUACUUCAGAUAUGAGCCGCGAACCAUCUCGGAGGAGGCUAUCCGGUCUCAUAUAGAAGACAUGGGCUUCGAGGUGCCCACUGACACCACGGAGCACGAAACCAGAAACCUGUUACCCAAAGAGAUACCAACAGACCUCUUAAUCGACAUGUCUGGCACCGGCGAGAUGGAUGAGCAGGAGGGGUCCCCGCCAGUAGCUGAAGGUGAAACGUCUCGCUGUACGUUAGAAGUCCGCGGCAUGACGUGUGCCUCCUGUGUCGCAGCUAUAGAGAAACAUGUUCAGAAGUUGUAUGUGGACGGGAAAGUCCUCUUCGGACAGAGUACGUGUGACGAGUCACUGAUCACCGGGGAAUCUAUGCCUGUGCCGAAGACUAAAGGUAAGUUGCCGAUGUACGUGAACGCGGGCUACGCGGAGUGGGAGCUGAUAGUGCAGACGGCGUUCCACUUCGCGCUGUCGGUGCUGGCCAUCGCGUGCCCGUGCGCGCUGGGGCUGGCCACGCCCACCGCCGUCAUGGUAAAAACAGUGAUAUUCGACAAGACGGGUACCAUCACGCGCGGCAGUGCGACGGUCGCCAAGCUAUCCCUACUGACUGGUUCCGCCAAUACCCUGGGUUCGGUGCUCGCCUGUCUACUUACUGCUGAACUCAAUUCUGAACACCCCGUAGCUUCGGGUGAGUGA